AUGGGCUGUUGCCAAGGGAUUUUAUUUGAAAAGUCAGAAAUCGCGAUAUCUAAUGUAGAUGUCGCUAUAAAGCUGAGAGAUAGAAAAAAAUCGAGUGACGAGGAGUUUGAAGAUAUCAGUCUUUAUUCCAGAAAAGUCACUCAAAGUAAUAUUGAUUUUUACAAAGAAGAAACAGAUUGCAAUUCAAAAUCUUUAAUAGAUUCCUUCACUACGAAUACUUUUACUAUGAGAAGCGAUUUUGAAUCGGCGUUUUUAGUGUCAAACUCUGUACUUCUUAGCAGUCGAGAUUUAGAAAGUUUCAUUAAAUUAGACACAAGUAAAUUGUCAAUUUAG
This is a messenger RNA of Blepharisma stoltei, 333 nucleotides long. Lineage: Eukaryota; Ciliophora; Heterotrichea; Heterotrichida; Blepharismidae. The record is from the annotation of a GenBank genome assembly.